AUGGAGGUCGAUGCAGCCAUCGAAAUGUUUCAGCGUUCUGAAAAAUUACAUGACGUACCUACAGUACGGCAGUUACAUCGGCGAUGGCGACUCAAAAACGUUCAAAGGUAUCACGGAUGUGAUAAGCCGUACAAAAACAUAACGGUAACGAAAAAAGAAUGCGUAGACCAUGUGCAGAAACGCAUGGGCACCCACCUUCGUAAUUUGAAGAAACGCACGAAAGGCUUGGGCGGAAAAGGGAAACUGACAGGCAAGCUGAUUGACGAACUGUCAAUAUAUUUUCGAUUAGCCAUUCGUAGAAACUGCCAAUCUGUAGAAAAAAUGAAGAUCGCUAUAUGGGCCACACUGUUUCAUAAAUUAUCUACAGAUGACAAUCCUCAACAUGACGAUUGCCCGACUGGAGAAGAUUCCUGGUGCUCGUGGCAAAAGGCGAAAUCUUUAGGCACUUUGGACACGUAUACACACAAACCGCCAAUGUCGGAUGAAAUUUUCAACGCUAUUAAGCCAAUUUACGAACAACUUACUACGGAUGACCUUCUCACUCGUUGCAUCGGGGGUUACACCCAAAAUAGCAACGAAAAUUUCAAUUCAACGGUGUGGUCGAUGGCUCCAAAAACAAUGAAUUCCGGUAAGAAAAUCGUCGACAUUGCAACCAACAUCGCUUUGUGUAUCUUCAACGACGGACUGAUGUCAAUCUUAUAUAUUUUUGAGACCAUGAAGAUGAAAAUCGGAUUAAAUAGUUAUCAACUAUGCACGGAGGUGGAUGAGAAACGCGUACAAAAGGCGGAGCGAUCUCUGAGUGACGGCGCAAAACAGGCUCGGAUCGAUUUAAAAACUGGUCGAAAGGAGAAAGAAGAUGAAGAGAUGGAAUUGGAAGGCCAAUUGUAUGGUGCAGGCAUCGCAGAUUAAAGGUCAAGAAUUAAGGAGGGUUUCUUUCCUCCCAUGGACCCCCUUCC
Trachymyrmex cornetzi is the source of this 956-nucleotide messenger RNA. RefSeq lists its product as uncharacterized. The transcript is spliced from 2 exons. The record is from RefSeq and is a predicted model, not a curated record. Lineage: Eukaryota; Metazoa; Arthropoda; Insecta; Hymenoptera; Formicidae. Bases 1 to 909 code for a protein of 302 amino acids.